Protopterus annectens (West African lungfish) is the source of this 2357-nucleotide messenger RNA. RefSeq lists its product as uncharacterized. Gene Ontology annotation, molecular function: U6 snRNA binding; U1 snRNA binding; U5 snRNA binding. Lineage: Eukaryota; Metazoa; Chordata; Ceratodontiformes; Protopteridae. Gene Ontology annotation, cellular component: catalytic step 2 spliceosome; U5 snRNP. The record is from RefSeq and is a predicted model, not a curated record. Gene Ontology annotation, biological process: mRNA splicing, via spliceosome; spliceosomal tri-snRNP complex assembly.
UCUUUAAUUGAAGUUUUGUUGUGAAUGGUCCAGGCCUCUCGGCCAACUCAGGAAUCUUCAACAUGGCUGUACUUGUACCAGUACCGAUCUUCCCAUACAGAGUUGGACCUCCUCCUAUCCCUAUGCCAAUACCAGCUCCCCCUCCUCCUCCUCCUCCAAUACCAGACUACAUGAUGGAGGAAACGUUACAGGAAAAGGCACGAAAAUGGCAGCAGUUGCAGGUGAAACAUUAUGCUGAGAAAAGGAAGUUUGGAUUUGUAGAUGCUCAGAAAGAAGAUAUGCCUCCAGAGCAUGUCCGAAAAAUUAUUCGAGACCAUGGAGAUAUGACGAACAGGAAGUUUCGGCAUGAUAAGAGAGUCUAUUUGGGUGCAUUGAAGUAUAUGCCUCAUGCAGUGCUGAAGCUUCUUGAGAACAUGCCGAUGCCGUGGGAACAGAUUUGUGAUGUGCCAGUGUUGUACCACAUUACUGGUGCUAUUUCAUUUGUCAGUGAGAUUCCCUGGGUGAUUGAGCCUGUGUACAUCACACAGUGGGGGACAAUGUGGAUUAUGAUGAGGCGUGAAAAGCGAGACAGACGGCACUUCAAAAGGAUGAGGUUUCCACCAUUUGAUGAUGAGGAGCCCCCGCUGGACUAUGCUGACAAUAUUUUGGAUGUGGAACCUCUUGAGUCCAUCCAGAUGGAGCUGGAUCCAGAGGAGGAUGCCCCAGUCAUUGAGUGACUCUACGAUCACCAGCCACUGAAAGACAAUAGGAACAGAUACGUGAAUGGCUUAACAUACCGCCGUUGGCAGUUUACUCUUCCUAUGAUGUCAACACUGUACCGACUAGCUAAUCUUUUGACCAACUUGGUGGAUGGCAACUAUUUCUACCUGUUUGAUCUUAAAGCUUUCUUCACUUCAAAGGCUCUUAAUAUGGCAAUUCCUGGACGCCCUAAGUUUGAGCCACUGGUUCGGGAUAUAAACCUCCAGGAUGAAGACUGGAAUGAAUUCAAUGACAUCAACAAGAUCAUCAUCAGACAACCUAUCAGAACAGAAUACAAAAUUGCUUUUCCUUAUUUAUACAACAACCUCCCUCAUCAUGUGCAUCUUACUUGGUAUCACACCCCUAAUGUGGUGUUUAUUAAGACAGAAGAUCCGGAUCUGCCUGCUUUCUACUUUGAUCCUUUGAUCAAUCCCAUUUCACACAGGCACUCUGUUAAGCAAGAAUCUGAGUCUGCAAAGCAGUCAAUGAGCAGUAGGAGUAAAGUACUACCUGAGCAAAUUUGGAUUAAAGUUGAAGAUGAACCUGCUUGUGAAGCCAAAAAUACCCUGAUGGCUGAGUGUCUCGUACAGCUGCAUUGUCAGCAGGGUCCAUCUGAUGGCAGUGAAGCAGAUGACAGCAUACCACAGCCAGCAGGUCCAUUUGUUGGCGGUGAAGCAGAUGACGGCAUACCACAGCCAGCAGGUCCAUCUGAUGGCAGUGAAGCAGAUAACAGCAUACCACAGCCAACAGUGGAAUGUCAAGAAGAUGUGGAUUGCUGUCCUCCUCAACACCAUAAAGGACUUGAACAGACACCAUUAAUCAGAAAUGGUACUGAUGAGGAACUCUUUAGGAGCCCGAACCAUGCAGCAGAGGGCAGUAUCAACAUACCCACAGAGUGGGGCACUGUCAUUGAAGAGCCCACUGCCAUCAGCUUUGUAAGUGCCCUUAAAAUUCCAGGUGUGUUGGAGUUUUCCCUCUGCUUACUAUUUGCCAAGCUUGUCAGCUACACCUUCCUUUACUGGCUACCACUGUUCAUUCCCAACGUAGCACAUUUGGAUUCAAAAGGUGCUGGAGAUAUAUCUACGCUCUUUGAUUUUGGAGGAAUUUUAGGUGGGAUAAUUGCAGGUAUAGUUUCUAACUACACGGGAGGCAGAGCGACAACCUGCUGUGUGAUGCUCAUUGUAGCAGCUCCCAUGUUGUUCCUGUAUAACAAUAUCGGUCAGAAUGGAAUUGGAACCACAAUUGCUAUGCUGAUUGUGUGUGGAGGUCUGGUGAAUGGUCCAUAUGCUCUCAUUACUACAGCCAUCUCAGCUGACCUGUUUCAGCUCCUGCUUCACAUCUGGAAUACAUUUUGGAUCACACCUGGUUUCUACAACAAGCUUUCUGUACUUUUUAAGGGACCAAGAUGGGGACCAGGAAAGCUAAGACUGAGUCUUCCAGAGGAAAUUCCCAAGGUUUGCUGUACUUUGAAAGUAGAACCGGUAUACCCGAAGAAGAAAAACAGUAAUUCUUCAGAUAUGGGACUGAUGCACAAUUAUCAGUACAAGCAGAGGUCAUUGUCACCUUUUCAUGCAAAUGUCCGAGAGCAGCGAACAAGACAUGGUGGUUUACAUUGGUGA